Molecule: messenger RNA, 7484 nt
Organism: Varanus komodoensis (Komodo dragon)
Lineage: Eukaryota; Metazoa; Chordata; Lepidosauria; Squamata; Varanidae
Gene: APAF1
Product: apoptotic peptidase activating factor 1
Exons: 27
Coding region: 1361-5113 (1250 amino acids)
Biological process (GO): apoptotic signaling pathway; regulation of apoptotic process
Cellular component (GO): apoptosome
Molecular function (GO): ADP binding; protein binding
Source: RefSeq, a predicted model, not a curated record
CUCCCUGUUCUCUUCCAGGCAAGACAAUGAGCUCGGGCUUGGGCGCGAGGCUCCGGCUUUGUUCCUUGUGAGCCUUGUGGCUGCUUGAGAGGCGGCAGUUGAAGGGGCUUGUCCAGACUUCUCCCGCCGUAGCGCCGUCCUUCCGCGACUGCGGUGGGGACUCGCCCGAUUGGCGCGCCCCGCCCCACUUGCUCUUUGCUUCGCCUUGCCCCGAGGAGGAAGUGGCCGCUCGUUCUUGGAGAACCGAAGCGGGGGGCGAAAGCUGAAGUCGCUUGUCAGAACUGCUCCUCUCCUACCUCCCUCCUUCCCUCGGCGCGCGCCACUUGUUCCUCGGUAGCGGAGGGGAGGGGAGGCGGCAGGGGCAUAUAAACUGAAGACAAGAUGGCCUCUUAAAAAAAAAAACACCUCUGAGACAUCCUGUUAUGGUAAUAGUGAAGUCUAACCCUUGCAUGAGUACUUUGCAUGUUUUGCUUGUUUACACCUUAACACAUUUUGCACGACUCAGAAUAUCUGUUAUUGUUGUGAGUAGCAUCUUUAAUCUAGGAAUGGCCUAUUUUUUGCACCUGUGAGCACAUUUGGCAAUUUGAGAAAUGGCAGUGUGGUCCAGAGGCAUUAAUGGGAAAGUAUGGGAGCUGUUAUAGGCCUUUGCUUUGCUUAGAAGCAAACCUAGAAGCUUGUAAGCAACUUUUACAUUUUAAAAAAUUAAGCAGGUUCAGUUAAUAUAUGCAACAAGAUAGAGCCCACUUAGAGCCCAAGUGUGGGCUAAUGUAGUGGCAUAUACGCUGAAGCCAUAAAUAAAGAUUUUAAGUUUUUUUGUAAGUUUGCACCUAAAUGAAACAAAUAUAGAAGUACUGAAAUUGCUACAUAUUAACAACAUUUUAUAGUUUCCAGUGCCAAAGAACCCAAAGGUUAUAAUUAAUUAAGUUAUCUGAUUGUUUCUUUAUCUUGUUAUAUUCGGUAUCCUAUGUAGAACAGGACAUUGUAAGCAUCCGUGAAUCCCUAAGCACUGAAUAAUUUUCAAACUAUCUACAUAAUGAUGUUUCCAGAGUGAGUUGCAGGUUGAAAUACUGAUAAGUAUUAUCUAUAAUAAGAGUCCAUAUCAUUGUGUUAUUUUUCAGUCUCAUUAUUUUUUGACAUAACAUGGGCAUUUUUAUAUGCUUUAAGGCAGGAGAUUUGUUGGCACUCCAGAUCUUUUCGUACUAACUGAACAUAGCCUAUAAUCAAUGGUGAGGGAUGAUGGGAGUUGUAAUCUGGGCUAUUUAGAGGGACAAUCCAAUGGUAAUUAGAAAUUGACUAAGUGUUCAGUAUCUUGGAUAGCUCAUGUCAUCAUUUGGCAAGGAGAGAGCAAGUUGGAAAGAAAAUGGAUGUGAAGGCUCGAAAUCACUUGCUUUGGAAUUGCGAAGCUUUGGAAAGAGAUAUAAAGACUUCUUAUAUAAUGGAUCAUAUGGUUGGAGAUGAAGCAUUAACAUUAUCGGAAGAGGAGCAAGUAAGGGCCCAGACUACACAAAGAGAACGAGCAGCAAUGCUAAUAAAAAUAAUUCUUGCCAAAGAUAAUCAUGCGUAUAUAUCCUUUUAUAAUGCAUUGCUUCAUGAGGGGUACAAAGAUCUUGCUGCACUUCUUCAGGAUGGUAUUCCCAUUACUUCCCCUUACAAUGGAAAAAGAUCUGUGGAGGGAAUAAACUCAUAUGUUAAGACUGUCCUUUGUGAAGGUGGAGUCCCACAACGACCUGUAGUGUUUGUCACUCGCGAAGAACUAACAAAAAGAAUACAACAGAAACUAUACAAGUUACAAAGUGAUCCAGGAUGGGUUAUUGUUUAUGGGAUGGCAGGCUGUGGAAAGUCUGUUUUGGCAGCAGAAGCACUGCGUGAUAACAAUCUUUUGAAAGAUUGCUUCCCAGGAGGAGUACAUUGGGUUUCUGUUGGUAAACAAGACAAGGCAGGACUGCUAAUGAAACUCCAAAAUCUCUGUCUGAGAUUAGAUCAGGACUUACAGAGGCCACCACUUAAUAUUGAGGAAGCUAAAGAUCGUCUUCGGUUACUGUUGUUGCGCAAAUACUCAAGGUCUCUCUUGGUGCUUGAUGACAUUUGGGAUUCCUGGCUGUUAAAAGCCUUUGACAGUAAUUUUCAAGUUCUUAUCACCAGUAGGGACAGGAGCGUAACAGACUCUGUAACUGGUAAUAAAUAUGAAGUUCCUGUGGAAAGUGGACUAACACAUGAAAAAGCACUUGAAAUAUUAGCCCUGUUUGUUAAUAUGGAAAUAGUGGAGCUGCCAGAAAAAGCUCAUAGUAUUGUGAGAGAAUGCAAAGGUUCUCCUCUUGUAGUAUCCUUGAUAGGAGCAUUAUUACGAGACUUUCCCAAUCGCUGGGAAUACUACCUUAAGCAACUUCAGAAUAAACAGUUUAAAAGGAUAAAGAAAUCAUCUUCUUAUGAUUAUGAUGCUCUUGAUGAAGCAAUGUCUAUAAGUGUUGAAAUGUUGCCAGAAGAUUUUAAAGAUUAUUACACAGAUCUUUCUGUCCUUCAGAAGGAUGUUAAAGUGCCUUCAAAGGUAUUCUGUAUUCUAUGGGAUAUGGAGACUGAGGUAGCUGAAGACAUACUACAGGAAUUUGUUAACAAAUCUCUUUUGUUUUGUGAUCGGAAUGGGAAAUCAUUCCUUUAUUAUUUGCAUGAUCUUCAGCUUGAUUUUCUUACUGAGAAGAAUCGCUGUCAGCUCCAAGCGCUGCAUAAAAAAGUAGUUCAUCAGUAUAAGCAGUAUUAUAAGCAGAAUAUACCUUCUCCAUCAGAAGAGGACUGCAUGUACUGGUGUAAUUUUCUGGCUUACCAUAUGGCAAGUGCCAGUAUGCAAAAUGAACUCUGUGCUCUUAUGUUUUCACUAGACUGGAUUAAAACCAAAACAGAAUUGGUAGGGCCUGCUCAUUUGAUUCAUGAAUAUGUUGAAUACAGUGAAAUAUUAGAUCAAAAGGGUUCCACUACACGUGAAAACUUCCAGGAAUUUCUGUCUUUAAAUGGACAUCUACUUGGGCGGCAACCCUUUCUAGAUAUUGUACAGCUGGGACUUUGUCAGCCAGAAAGCUCUGAGGUAUAUCGACAAGCAAAACUACAAGCUCAGCGAGAACUUAAUAAAGGAUCUUUCUAUGUGGAAUGGAUGAAUAAAACCUCCAUAAAGAAUAUGUACCGUUUGGUUGUGAGUCCACACACAGAUGCAGUUUACCAUGCUUGCUUUUCCCAGGAUAGACAAAGAAUAGCUUCAUGUGGAGCUGAUAAAACAUUACAGGUAUUUAAAGCUGAAAGUGGAGAAAAGCUUAUGGAAGUGAAAGCACAUGAUGAUGAAGUUCUGUGUUGUGCUUUUUCAGCAGAUGACAAAUUUGUUGCCACUUGUUCUGUGGAUAAAAAAGUAAAGGUCUGGAAUUCAAGAACAGGCCAGCUUGUGUAUUUAUUUGAAGAACAUGCAGAGCAGGUCAACUGCUGCCAGUUUAAUAAUAUAAAUCAUAACCAAUUCCUACUAGCUACAUGUUCAAAUGACACUUUUAUCAAACUCUGGGAUUUGAACAAAAACUACUGUCGCAAUACAUUGUUUGGCCACAGAAGUUCUGUUACCCACUGCAGAUUUUCACCGGAUGACAAGUAUGUGGCUAGUUGCUCAGCAGAUGGAACAGUGAAGCUUUGGUCUGCCCAUUCAGCAAAUGAAAUGAAAACUAUUGACAUAGGAAGGCUCUUCAGAAAUGUAGAUGAAUACCAGGAUGAUGUGGAGGUAUUGGUGAAGUGUUGCUCCUGGUCAUCUAAUGGAAGUACAUUAAUGGUGGCAGCCAAAAAUAAGCUUUUUCUUUUUGACAUUAAGACCGGCCAUUUGUUGACAGAGGUUCUUAUAAGCCAUCACAGCAAUAUUCAAUAUUGUGACUUUUGUCCCAACAGUCAGAUGGUAGCAGUUGCGUUAUCACAUUAUUCUGUUGAGAUAUGGAAUAUUGAAUCACUUUCCAAAAUAGCUGACUGCCGAGGCCAUAUGAGCUGGGUGCAUUCUGUGACAUUUUCACUUGAUGGGUUUUUAUUUCUCACUUCUUCUGAUGACCUCACAAUAAGAAUUUGGGAGACAAGUAAGGUGUGCAAAUCCUCUGCUGUUGUGCUGAAACGUGACAUAGAUGUUUUGUUUCCAGGCAAUGAAGUGAUCAUUUUGGCUAUUGACAAUUUGAAGCAUCUGCAGUUAAUAAAUGGAUACACAGGGCAUACUGUUUAUCAGACUGAAGAACAGGAGCAUUUCAUUGCCUGUUGUUGCCUAAGUGAAGACCUGCAGACUGUUGCCUUUGGAGAGGAGAAUGGAACAGUAAAGGUGUUAAACCUCUCAAGUAGAAAAGUUUUAAAAUCCAGAAGUGGGCACAGGAAAUCUGUGCAGCGUUGCCAGUUUACAUCUGCUGGAAAAAUACUUAUAUCAAGCUCUGAUGACUCAACUAUACAGGUAUGGAAUUGGCAGUCAGAUGAAUGCAUUGUUCUGAAAGGUCACAAGGAAGCUGUCAAGAAUUUUUACCUUCUUAAAAGUUCAAGGCUUCUUUCAUGGUCAUUUGAUGGGACAGUUAAGUUCUGGAACAUAGUUACUGGAGAACUAGAAAGAGAUCUUAGUUGCCAUGAAGAUGCUAUUCUUUCUUGUGCUGUUUCACCUGAUACCACUAUGUUUGCCACUACCUCUGCUGACAAGACUGCCAAGAUUUGGAGUUUUGAAACUUCAUCGGUUCUUCAUAAGCUGAAUGGUCAUAAAGGUUGUGUGAGAUGCUGUGCUUUCUCCUUUAAUAAUGAGUUGUUGACCACAGGAGAUGACAAUGGAGACAUACGGGUUUGGGAUAUCUCAAAAGGUGAGCUGCUUCACUUAUAUUCCCGUUAUUCAGUAGAUGAAGGUGAAUCUGCACAUGGAGGUUGGGUCACAGACCUUCGCUUUUCCCCUGAUAAUAAGAUACUUGUUUCUUCUGGGGGAUACAUUAAGUGGUGGAAUGUGGAUACUGGCCAACCCCUACAAACAUUCUAUACAAAUGGAACAAAUCUUAAAUCAUUGCACGUGUCCCCAGAUUUCAAAGUAUGUGUGACUGUUGAUAACCUUGGCAUUCUUUAUGUGCUACAGAUUAUGAAAUAAAUCUCUUUAAAGCUGAAUGUGACAGCUUUUGAAACAAUUUUGAGCCAGAAGUAAAUUCUCCACAAAACCAUUUAACUUACUUGAAGCUGUGAAAUGAUUUUAUUCUGGCAUGCAGAAUACAUUUGUAAACAUUUCUGAAUCAGCAUACACUUUUUCUUCUCUGUUUGAUUAGAAUUGUUAAGUGUGGUUUGCAUCCUAUAAAAAUUAUGCAAAGUAAUAUGUUAAUGAUCAUUGACUGAAAGAAGUAUAAUAACCUGAGAUACUGUCAUUGAUCUAACAAAUGUUUCUGAGCCACAGAAGUACAAUCCUAUAAAAUACUACAAACUGCUGUUUUACUAUGUGCAAUUUUUUCUUGAGUAACUUUCUUAACCCCCAAAAAUCCCCUUACUGUUUGAUAUGUAUUAUAACAGCCUUGAAAUACAAUGUGAAUAAUUAAAAAUUGAUAACUUUAAAUAAAACAAUUCUGUAUUACUACAAGAUGUAGUAGAUGCAUGUUCCCUGGCACAGUAUAAACCCAGCACUGAUUUUCUGUAUUUCCUUUAGCCUUCAAUUCUCUGAAGUCAAAUGUUUUCCAAAGUUAUUGGAAACUGGCUUGUAUUCUCCCUUUUGGUUCAAACUAAAUGAUAUGUGAUCAUUAGCUUUGCUGAAAGGCCAAUUAAAGUGAAUUAAUCCAUACUGAAAAACAUAAGAGUUUCAUUUUUAAUGUUUUUUUCCUCAUGUAUAGGAAGUCUGCAAAUUUACUUUUUCCAAUAGUAAAAUCUCCUUUAUAAAGAACCAUAGCAUGGAUGAGAUUUUUCUAGAUGGUUUGUCAACCUUGUGACUUCAAAUAUUUAAUAGAAAAUAAUAAAAUUAUUUCUUUUGAGUUUUAAUCUUUAGACAAUGUAUUACAUCCCACUGAGCCAAAUUUCUGUUAUUUGUGAUUUUCUUACACUGCUCUGUAGUCCAGUUUACAAAAGAAGAGGCCACAAUGUGGCUCUUUCACUUGCUAGUGCCUUUAGAGUUUGUGAGUACACACACUGUAAUUGAGAUUUCACCAUUAACAUAAAAGAAAUUCCUAAGCAAGUUGAAAAUUAUAACCUUUGUGCUUAUAAAAUAGUAAGUGUAGUUCCCAAAUAUUAAAGCAAUUGCUGCUAAUAAUUUUCCAGUAGAUUGGGAUAGCACUAGUUUCAGAGUGGUGUCAAGGAACCCCGUUGGAUGGACGUUUAGAAGGGGUUCAGUUGUGGCAAGGGUCCCUCUACACAGCAGAGACUGCACUGGAUGCCGCUGGAAAACUCCACAGUUUUAAAUCAAUUGUCAACUAUAGACAUCAAAAUGGGACACAGCUGAUGUAGCAUAUAUUGGAUCUAAAGCCCAACUUCUCUCUCAAGAGGAAUGUGCAUCAGGCUGUUGGUUAUGGCAGUCUGAAGCUGGCUAAAUUAAUUGUUCUCCCUGCUUUCAAAUUAGAGGGUGAUAUUAAAUUAAGCAAACACUGACUUCUGAAAAGCCAUCCUCACUGCCCACUUGCCAUAGAUAGCAUGAGUCAGGAGGGCUUUGAGCCACUUCCUUUUCCUUCCAUGCACUUAGUAUUGGUCCAUUAGCUAUUUGAAGAGCCAUUUCAGUGCUUCUUUUACUUUGCAGUUCAGACUAAAUUGAACUGUUGCCUUUCUGUAUUAGCUAAGUUUAUUAUCAGCAGUUAAAAAUACAAUAUUUUAACUGCCUAGGAGAGCCUUCACAAGUAUGGUGGCCUCCGCAAGUUUUAGAGUACAGCUCCCAGCAUUCCUUACCAUUGACCAUUGCAUCUGGGCCUGAUGGGAGUUCAGGUUCAAAAUAUUUGGAGGCCUUUGGCUGACUGUUGUAGGAUAGUCUUAAACUGUAUUAAUAACAAAACACACAAUUGCAUAUCCAGUUUGCCUUUGGUUCCACUGAUCUUUUCUGCCACAGAUAGAAAACAUGUUGCUAUUUUAACUAACAAAUUAGCCUUUGGAUUUUUAAAGAAUUAAUUGAGGGUGCAGCAGCUCAUGAAACUGUUUACUAGGGUUGUUCUUCAAAUGAGAUUAUCUUAAAAAAUCUACUGGUGCUAUAUUGCAACUGCGAAGAUGAAGAAGCAGAUAAUUAAACAGGGUAUUGUUGGUCUAUUACAUUUGGAGGGAGAAAUUGUUUCCAGUUUAUCUGGCAUAACGAGAUAGUAGGAGUACUAAUAGCAAAACCUUUGCUGUUGGCUAUACUGUGCUGCUUUUGUGUUAAUUGGAGUAUAUCUGUGCAUCAAGGGAAAUUGCUGAAUUUGCUGAGCAUGCUGAUUUUUUUAAAUGUUACUAAAGCUAUGCCUUAGCAAAGUUGUUGGGUUUAAUUAAACAAGUUGGUCUUUAAACAAUAAAUAUUUUUAUAUUAUGCA